Molecule: messenger RNA, 568 nt
Organism: Miniopterus natalensis
Lineage: Eukaryota; Metazoa; Chordata; Mammalia; Chiroptera; Miniopteridae
Gene: IL20
Product: interleukin 20
Source: RefSeq, a predicted model, not a curated record
AUUCCUAGCUCCUGUGGUCUCCAGAUUCUGGCACAAGAUGAAAGGCCCUGGUCUCCCCCUCUGCUUUUUCUUGGCUGUGUUUUCUCUCUUCUGGACACCUUCUGCUGGGCUGAAGACACUCCAUUUGGGAAGCUGUGUGAUCACCACAAACCUUCGGGAAAUGAAAAAUGGAUUUUCUGAGAUACGGGACAGUGUGCAAGCCAAAGAUGAAAUCAUUGACCACAGAAUCUUGAGGAAGACGGAGUCCUUGCCAAACACAAAGCCUGCAGAUCAGUGCUGCCUCCUCCGACGUCUGCUGAGACUCUACUUGGACACGGUAUUCAAAAACUAUCGGACCUCUGACCUCCAUAUCCUCCGGAAGAUCAGCAGUCUCGCCAACUCUUUUCUUACGAUCAAGAAGGACCUCCGGCUCUGUCAUGCCCACAUGACAUGCCCUUGUGGGGAGGAAGCAACGGAGAAAUACAGCCAGAUUCUGAGUCACUUUGAAGAGCUGAAGCCUCGGGAAGCCGUGGUGAAAGCUUUGGGAGAGCUGGACAUUCUCCUGCAAUGGAUGGAGGAGACACGCUAG